AUGAGUGAGAAUCAAGCACCUCAGCAAAAGGUCGCCAAAGAUGUAAGUCAAAUUAAAUAAUUAGGUCCUAAGAGUAGAAUUAGCGGGGAAUCAUCGGAAAUUUUGAAAUCAAAAUGAAUUUCAAGCCGAAGCUCGGGCGCAGCUUGGAAAAUUUUCGAAAAACAUUUUUUUCUGUCAGUGGCGACCUACAUGCAACUCGGGCGCAGCUCUUUAUCAGAACGCCAAAAAAUCACAUUAAAAAAAUUCGAAUUCUUCUAACUUAUUUUCCGACCUGCGCCCGACCAUUUCCGCCGAAUUUUGAAUUAGAAAUCGGCCAGAAAAGGACUUUUUUCUAUAAAAUUAAAAUUAUUUUGUUCAGGAAGAUGACUCCGAUUUUGAAGAGGAAAUGCGGAUUACAGAAGCAGUGGAGGGCUUUGAAAACCACGGCCCUCCGAAACAGUUGAAGCCAGUGCCCGAGGCUGAAGUUCAAAAACUUCAAGAAGUCAGCUAUACUUUCAUUUUUAUGCUUUGCGUAUUUUACCUUUCUUUAGUCAACUUUUAUUUUACAGUCAGCGAAGAAACCAAAAGGUCCGAAUUACCCGGAAUCGCCAGAAAACCAGCAACGACCGGCUGAAGACGCCAAUUUCGGUGAGAAGGAGAAGAGCUAG
Molecule: messenger RNA, 647 nt
Organism: Bursaphelenchus xylophilus (pine wood nematode)
Lineage: Eukaryota; Metazoa; Nematoda; Chromadorea; Rhabditida; Aphelenchoididae
Source: the annotation of a GenBank genome assembly